Molecule: messenger RNA, 5931 nt
Organism: Plasmodium coatneyi
Lineage: Eukaryota; Apicomplexa; Aconoidasida; Haemosporida; Plasmodiidae
Exons: 17
Coding region: 1-5931 (1976 amino acids)
Source: RefSeq, a predicted model, not a curated record
AUGCAUACCGAUGACCCCGAAUUUAAAAGUCAUUUUGCACUGAAAGUAAAGUUAAAAGCGUUGCACCUUUUUGGAGAGGACUUAAAAGACGCGUUAAGGCUAAAAUUCAGGAUUUAUUAUGAUGGCGAAGACGAGAGGAGUGUCCGCCUCUCCCCGGAGAGGGUUGGAGUGAUCAACGUGUUCAACAGGGACUACAAGACUAUGCUUAAGUCGAUCAUAAACAAGUCCAUCUACCUACCCAUCGUGUGCCUAAGGGGGACGUGUCCUCAGUUCAUUAACAUUAUUUGCAGCAUUGGAAAAGGGAGAGAGCUAGGCCUAAAGCUCUACCUUAAUAAAAAUUAUGCCUUCUUAAAGUAUUAUGGCACGAACAAAUUGUACAGCAUAUACGACUGCAACAAUGGCAGUGUGCGAGGCCACCUGGAAUUGGCAAUGGACAUAGUUAACUGCAACCGGUCCGUCCCCUACUUCGGGAACGAGCUUUCCAACAUGGGGAAGGACGACCACUAUAUUUUGGCAACUGAAGUUUCGGUCAGCAAAUUGUGGAAGGAGAUGGUGGGGCACAGGACGAACAGGGAUGUCGACACUUACGUGGAGUCUUUUAGAAUAAUGCGGAAAGAUGGCUUGAGAGGAAUUCCGCUAACCGGGAGGAAACCCCCCCUGAGCCUGUUCAGUGGCUCUGCCAAACAUGCUUACGAGGAAGUUCCACUUCCAUUAAUAUCCCCCGUUGGCUUAUUUGAUUAUUUCUACAUGGAGGUGUUACCUCUGUAUAAGAAGAGUAACCCAUCAUGGAUUAGAGUUGUUAACGAUGCAUAUGACAGGUACCUGUAUAGGCACUUCCAAGUAAGCCACGUGGAUAACACAUACAGGCAUUACAACAAAAAAAGGUUGCUCAUUUGUGCCCCUAUUUUAGCAUGUUGUCCAUUGGAAAAACUUGCACCCAUUAAAAACGUAAUUACUUGUUCUCAGAAAAAGGACAUGUACGAAGAGAUCCGAGCUUGUGCGCUGUUCUUCUACCUGGAGAGUGUGUUUGUUAAGGUGGCCGCAAGUUUUGCAAAAUGUGUUAUUAUCCAGGAGUAUACGAAGUACACCUCCCCGAGGUACUUUGACAAGCUCCUUGCAGGGAAGCCAAACCAUAGGAUCCAGUUGGACGACGACUUUAAAUACGUAAAGAUAUCCGGGGAGGGCCCCUUGGAUGUUUUCAAGUUAUUCGACGGAGAUGAGGUGUACGUAACACAGGACUCCUAUAUGGUGGGGGAGGGGCUCAUAGGGAUUCUCAUUUUUGGGGACGACCGAACGGACACGGACUUGGCGUGCAAGAAGUACAACCGAGAGAUAAAAGCGCAGCAGUGGAUAAACAAAGGCAUAGCCAAGGUUAAGAGCCAAAAUUUAAAGGGGUUGGCCAAAGAAUGCAGAAAAGGUAGGAUGGACGGGAUGCAAGUUUCUUUAUCCUUGUUGUCUUUCAACCUAAGCGCACUUGUAUCCUACAAGGGGUUCAAAAUGUAUGUCAUUCCGUCCCCCGCCUUUCCGCUGGAGGUUAGGAGACUGGACGCAGUCAGUGGUGAUCUCAAGCACGAAUUGAGAAUUCUGGAAAAGGCCAUUCCCACUUAUGCACUACUCAGACAAGUGAAGGGGAAGGAAGCUUUCUUGGCGAAGUUCCCCUCGGAGGACAAUUACGUCUUCUACAAUAUUAACACAAUGUUCGUUGGGAUGAAUAAGAGGCAUUUUCCCAUUUUUGAAGAACCACAGGGGAAUGCUUCCCACAUUAAGGAACAGAACAACCAGGGAAGUUACAAGGAAAAAUCAUUCUACUCAAAUGAUAUGAAGGUGAGAAGAGAUCUUGACCUGUACUGUGAAGACGCAGAGACAGAUGUAUGGGGUAGAGGUACCCAUGCGAAGAACUCAGAAAAAUACAUUGAGCGUGUCUUAAGGGAGAUGGAAAGUCUAUCCUCUAGUGUCCCAUUUGAUAGUACCUCCUUAAAAAUGUACUUGCAUGAGAGGGGGUUAAAAAUGAAGCACCUUGGGAAGAUGCUCAGUUGCGUGUCGCAUAGGUGGCUAUACGAUAUGCUUCUAAAUGAGGUUCUAAUUCGUUGUAUAAAAAAGUAUGUCUAUUUGUGCAUGCGGGAGAUCUGCAUGUUUUGCAAAAGGAGAAUAACUCAAUACGGUCGGCUAGAUGGUGGAGAAAAUUCCGCAUCUGAGUUACGUUCAGAGAUAGACUUCUCCGUGGAGUCAGAUUUUUUGAGUGAUGAGGUGAGCCAACUAAAAGGGGAGACAUCCAUGCCAGGUUGUUACGAUUCAGGUGGUUACAGAUCGACUUCCUCUGAGACGUCUUCUCUGCGUAGUGGCGAUACGACGGAGGGUACCUCCGAAGGGGGUUACAGGGAUUACCAUUACGAGCUCAGGAAGAGAGGAACAAAACGGGAGCUUUGCUCAAGGAAUAAGGCACUAAAGUCAUUUAUAGGCAUGAGGAAGAUUCUUAGUAGGAAGGUUCUACUGAGGACUCACUUGGAAAGCGCCCUGGGGGGGAGAAGCAACGCCAAUAGGGGGGCUUCCCUUUUGAGCAAGCUCCUAAAUUUUGACUCCUUCAAAAAGUAUAGUAGGAAUGGGGACAUGUAUAUAUUAAAAAGGAAGAAGGUGCAAGGAAGCGUAAAAAUUGUGAGAAAAAAAUGCAAAGGAAAUGUAACCCUGAUAGAUGUGUUUGUUGUUAAUCUGUUCAAUGUGAUAUUCGCACAGGAGAGUGGAAUAGACGGCGAUCUCCUAGCAGCUUUGCAAAGUAUAGCAGCAAAGUUUUUUAACACAAGUGUAGGCAACUUGGUAGAGGCAGCUCAGAAGAAUUACCUCUACGCAAACUUGCAGCCUUGUUUAGGGAUCUCCUUCUACCGCGCAGGUCUGGAUCAGCAAAUCGGGAAAAGGAACCUACGUGGUGGGAAAUUUUCCAUGCACCACUUGAAAAAAUAUAGAACAAAAAUUAAGAGGUCCAUAAAUGUUACGUACAUGGAUUUGCCAGCCUAUAAGUACACACAUCGACAUGAAAGGAUACCUCUCGACGUAACCAACGAAAAUAAAAAAAUAUUGUCUAGCGCUAUUUUUUUUACAAUAAUGUUUUAUCACCACAGUGCUGGUAACGAGGUGUACACAAGGGAGUUGUUCCCCCAGGAUGGGAAACUCCCCAGAGGGGGAAGCUAUAACGAGGAAGACCCAACCAGUCGACAUAAUAGGACAUGCACAGUCAGAUCAAACUCUCUCAUUCCAUCAGAAGAUAGUAUAACUUUCCAUAGUGACUCCAAUUAUCUACCUCUUUAUGGCUUCCUAAAUAUGGUUUCUGUGGGUGUACAGCUUGGCUUCUUCGAAAGUGCCUUAAAAAGGCUCAUUGCCAUUUUGCGAUAUAUCCCAGAAAAUAGUGUUAUCUCGGUGCACGUCCGGAUUAUGUGGUUGUACGUGCAUGCGUUGAGGGGGAAAUACGCUCAGGGGGGACAUAUCCUGGGGGACAACAAGGUUAUUGAGAACAGAGUAGAGAAGCCCUAUAAAACGGGUAACAGAAAAUGGGUACCUCACCCGUUUGGGAAGAAUUCCGUAGAUGAAGAAUCCAGACAGGGGAGCUUCAGCUCCGUGUCCGGCAGGGGGGUGUUCCUUCAUGACGACGAGACGGUUUCUCACUGCGCGGAUUGCUCUGCUUGCAGUAACCUUUGGAGUGAUGCGUUGGAAAGUGAAAUGAGACAAAUCAACCACGAUGAGAAUUCGCAUUGGACGGAGGAGGACCAGGAAAUUUCCUUCCACCAUGGGGACGAACUGGAUCUGUACAAGGGGACCGAAAAAUGUUGCUCCGUUAUUUUGAAUAACUACUUUGUCUUCUUCCACCCGAUGCAUUUGGAUUUCUACCUCUCUCUGGCGUGGUACAACCGCAGCGUGAACAACUACCGGGAGUUCCUGCUGCUCCUCCGAACGGUCAUUCUGCUGCAGCUGAAAAUGAGGUUGAAGAGCCACCCCGGAGAAAGGAUCGAAGAUGUGGUUAACCUCAAAGACAACUUUGAAAAUCUCGUCUACUUUAAAAUGGAGGUUUCUUCUAAUAGGGGUAGCGGAUUGAGGGAGAAGGAGUACGUUCUUUUGGACCGGAUCCGAAAUGUGUCUAGCUUUUUUCUGAACAGUAUAUGCUACCCGCAUGAGGAUUUAUUUAUACAUACUAACUUGGAGACAACGAUGAAGUUUUCCUCAGUUUAUAGCAUCCGUCUGGGGUGCACUGUCCACCAUUUUGCGAACUCCUUAUUUUAUUACUACUACACGAAUAGGGUUAUUAGGAAAUACCGGAAUGAGGACUUCAUCCUGAAUGGGUCUCUUUGUUGUAUCUCCGUUUUGGAGCAUGUGCGUGACGUAUAUCUGUCGUGUGGGGUGGACAACGUCUAUGUGGGUGAAGCGUCCCUCGACCUGGCACUCAUGGCUUUGAAGACAUACUUAAGCGAAAUGCCCGAGUUUGGUUGGAAUUGCGUUAUGGCAUACGCGCUGGGGAACGCGCGGCGCGCUGCGGAGACCUUCCGGCGAAACCUCGGAAUAAACCACCCCGACACGCUACACAGCCACUAUAUCCUCAGCCUCGUGUACAUGUACCUGGACAGUGAAAAGUGUCUUCAUACCUUCGAAGAAAUAAUUUACCACCUGCUCAAUUAUAAAUACUCGUAUGGGGGGAAAAACGUAUUGAAUAGGGUCUACUGUUAUGUCCCAGAUUUGGUCUUAACGGACGAAGAGCUUGACUCAACGGGGAGAAUCCCCAACCGGUGUAGAAUAAAGUGGUAUCUCUUACACUCCUGGUUUAGCAUUUGCAUGCCUAUUAAGUAUUUGCGGAAAAUCCGAAGAAUUUUAUUUCUGCUUUUUUCUGUGGAGCGGUGUAGGAGGAAAAGCGGCUCAACCGAAGGAGGGUCUCCCUUUCAAGACGGAUGGGUUAAACGAUGUGAUGACCUCCUUCGUGGAAAUGUCCUCUGGGACUGUUCAAAGAAUGUCGACGGGGAACACAUAUUCUCCUAUGAGCAACUGGUCUCCUGCAUACGUGGCUACAAACACAUUUUCCCCCUCCAAGGGUUGUUUAGCCAAAUGGAAGAAUAUAAUGACCUGCUCAAAUGUAAUAGGAACGUGGUGGUGGUAACAACAAGUAGGAUGGACCAAUGUGAAGACAGAAGGGGGGUAGCCACAGAGGAGGUUUCCCAUAAUGGGGAUGACAUUCGAUUAUUACCUUUACUUCUAAGCAGAGUCGACGUAGAGCAGGACAACAGGAUUGGGGCCUUUUCCGAUGGUUUUGUAAAAAGUGCUAUGAAGCACAAAACGGAUUUUGCCAAUUAUGUGCACCAUCCUGAUUUUCGGAAUGACGAGGCUGUGGAAAAUUAUCUCAAGAGGGAAACCCAAGAAGAUACUAUAAAGAAGAGACAGAGCGUCACAGAUUAUUACUUGAAAAAGUUAAUAAGGAAGGUAGAACAGCAAGUAGAGUUGCUUUACAAGGAGGAGAAAUACAAACACGACACGAAGCUACAUUUAUCCAAUCGGGCAAAUAAACCGUGUGCAAGUUUGGCUUCACGGAUGAAGAAGGUAAAGACAGGAGUAAGGAAUAACGAUACAAGGGGUUCUUCCCUUAUUUGGAACGGAAGGGCAACCUCAGAUAGCAGCGAAGUCGAUACCGUUUCUUUUUUAAGUUCAAACAACUGCGGUGAUUAUUCGGAUGUCUCUUCGACUGCCUGUGGGGAGAAUUCCUCCAGUCAGAAGAGGAACCAUCCAAGUGGCGAUAAAGGGGACAGACGUAGAACAGAACAUGUGGAAGCUACACAAGUGGGGAAGGUAAGUGAUGCUUCCCUGGUGAGGAAUGAUGUGCACGUCCUAAUGAGUUUGCUGUACCACUUUUUCAACGUGGGGAAGUUUCACCAGUUCUAUUCGCGGGCGGCGGACGGGGAGUGA